Molecule: messenger RNA, 948 nt
Organism: Bipolaris zeicola 26-R-13
Lineage: Eukaryota; Fungi; Ascomycota; Dothideomycetes; Pleosporales; Pleosporaceae
Exons: 3
Coding region: 1-948 (315 amino acids)
Cellular component (GO): mitochondrion
Source: RefSeq, a predicted model, not a curated record
AUGCGCACAAUAUCGAGGAGUGCACAACCUCUGUUUGCGUCGCUUAGCCCUCUAAAGCAGACAAGUCGCAUACGCGGACUCAAUGCGACGCUCGUGCCGUCAUGGACGCGCUCAUUCCACGCUUCUGCGAACUUGAGGGCCGUUGACCUAUCAUACCGACUUCACGAUGACUCGGGCAAGGCCAAGGGCGAUCCAAUUGUGAUUAUACACGGUUUGUUUGGCAGCAAGCGAAACAACCAGAGUGUUGGAAAUGCAAUCGCACGCAUCCUCAAACGCCCCGUCUACGCCAUCGACACCCGAAACCACGGCGAAUCCCCCCACGACAAUGUCCACAACUACACCGUGCUCGCCGAGGACGUCGAAGCCUUUCUAAAAAAGCAUGAGCUGAAAAACUCAACUCUGAUAGGACACUCCAUGGGCGCAAAAAUCAUCAUGACAAUGGCCCUCCGCAACCCAGAUUGCUGCGCCAACAUCAUCCCCGUGGAUAACGCACCCGUCGACGCGGCGCUCUCAAGCGACUUCCCAAAGUACGCAGAGGGCAUGCAAGCCGUGGAAAAGGCGCAGCCCAAGAGCCAAAAAGAAGCAGACAAAGUCAUGGAGCCGUACGCAAAGGAUCUAGCCGUCCGCCAAUUCCUCCUUUCAAACCUUGUGCGAGGCGCACCCGGCGAACCCCUCAAGUUCCGUAUCCCCGUCCGUAUUCUGACCAAAGCCCUGAAUAACAUGGCCGACUUCCCGUUUACGAAUCCCGAUGAGGCAUCGUUUCAUAAACCUACGCUGUUUAUUCGAGGCACGAAAAGUCACUAUGUGAGCGAUGAGACGUUGCCUAUUAUCGGGCGGUUCUUUCCGAGGUUCGAGCUUGUGGAUAUUGAUGCGGGGCAUUGGGUUAUUAGUGAGAGGCCUGAGCAGUUUAUCAAUGCGGUUGUGGAGUUUCUGCAGGAGAAGGAGUAG